Cuscuta europaea is the source of this 419-nucleotide messenger RNA. The record is from the annotation of a GenBank genome assembly. NCBI's taxonomy places the organism in Eukaryota, Viridiplantae, Streptophyta, Magnoliopsida, Solanales, Convolvulaceae.
GGGAAAGAAAUUCCCCUAAACAACCGACUUUAUCGCGAACGAUGCCUUUUUUUAGCUCAGGGGAUUGAUAGUCAGAUCUCGAAUCAACUUGUAGGUCUGUUUGUAUAUCUUGGUAUACUGGAUAGUACCAAGGAUAUUUUUUUGUUUAUAAACUCUCCUGGUGGAGGAAUAAUAUCGGGAUUGGCUAUUUAUGAUACUAUGCAAUUUGUGCGACCAGAUACCCAGACAAUAUGCCUAGGAUUAGCCGCGUCUAUGGGAUCUUUUCUGUUAGUUGGUGGGAACAAUUACAAAACGUCUAGCAUUCCCUCACGCUUGGCGCCAAUGAGGUUUUUUGAUAAAAAAUAAAAAAGAGGAUAACUAUGCCUUCGUUAUAUGAAUAUAAGAAUAUCUAUAUUAUAAUAAGUAAAAAUAGCAUGGCA